GUAUUAUACGCUCACAGUCAUUCGUAUACAUUUGGACUUUUAUAUCUAUUCGAGUAUUCACAUACAUUCAUACAUUUGCAGCUACUCAUACCUGUAUACGCGAAUAUUGAAUUAUAAAUUCCUAUCAUUUAAUACCUUUCCAAGAUGUCUUCCUCUGACAGAAACGCGAAUCUCAUACUCAAAAGCAGCGAAUCCUCAAAUCUGACCUUUGCUUCCACCAUAAAGAGAAGUGAACCCUCGACUUUUCUCUCUCUUCCCACAGAACUUAUACAGAAUCUAUUCAAACGGCUUCUUGAACGAGCCCAAGAGAAAAGCUCAAGAUUCUCUAACUAUGGAAUUCAACCGAGACACAUCAAGGAUGCACUCAAUAUGCUAUCAAUAUCCAAGUAUGUACGAUCUACUUGUUUACCAGAAUUUUAUCGAGAAAUACGCAUUUCUAUCACACUGGACCUCGAGGGAGAUGAAUAUCUGGGAUACCCCGAGAUUUAUGAAUCGGAAGGAGGCUGGAUAGAAAAAGUAGAAGCGGCAGACUUCAGUUUUGAAACAAUACCGGACCCGAAUUGGCAUGAACAGACCCCCGAUCUUGGUAAAAAUAAUCGACAGAGAUUAGACAAGUUUUUAGUUCACCACGGCAGUCAAAUCAGCCGUAUCAAGCUGAACAUAACCAAUAUCGGGAAUUGUGAUGGCUCACUCUUAUCUACGGACGAUGGCUCGUACAGACUGUUUAAAGUGAGAAUCAAAAAGGUUAUUGAGCAAUUGUUAGGCAACGGGGAAGGAGAAACACCUAGAACAAAGAAAAUACUUGAGUUUAGAUUAUGUGUUCAACCAGACCGUGAAUACCCCAUACCAGAAGACGAAGACUACGAUCCUUACACAUUUGAGUGCGUAUGCCUCAACAUUCUAAUGCCAUUUCUCGAACCUUUGAGAGAGCAUCUUGAUUCAGAACAAUGUGCGAAGUUGGAUUGGAAUGGGGUCUAUGUUCUCAAGACUACCGACAUCAAUUGUGGUAUCUUUUCUUACAAGAAUAUUUCAUUUGUCGGGGACAUGAUUGUUGAUCUGGUACAAGAGGAAAAGAACGCACGAUGCCAGUGGUCAAAAGAGCAAUUGCUACGAGGUAUUGGGAUAGACACAGCGCUCGUGUCGUUUCCUGUAGAGGGGAAUGAAGAUCAAUGGAUCAGCUUCUGGAGGAAUAAAAGGGGUGCAAACCCGUACCGUCUAGCCUGUGUCAAUUUCCUAUAUCCCAGGGGUAUUGCUCAGGCGCUUACAACACAUCCUGUAGAUUUUCAAUGGGUUCUAAAAAUCCUAGAGUCGUCUUCUUUAAAAUGGGACAUUCAUGAGAUUCGACUCACUCUUGAUUUACUGCGUGAAAGAAGGAAGCAUUGUCUUGAAAACUAAAGUGUCCAUUCUAUUCACUUUUGGACUUUAAGAUUGGAACGGCGUUUACGUUUUUGGGACUCUCGAAGUUGAGUUCUGGUAAUAGAAACCAUUCUAAGGUUGAGCGUUCACAAUUUCUUCAUUUCCCCCUUAUGUAUUUAUACCAUUUUCGCAUAGUAUCUGUAGAUAUCAAUAACGUACGUCAAUAAUAAUGUAAUGAUUUUAACA
Messenger RNA from Botrytis cinerea B05.10, 1602 nucleotides. RefSeq lists its product as hypothetical. Lineage: Eukaryota; Fungi; Ascomycota; Leotiomycetes; Helotiales; Sclerotiniaceae. Bases 145 to 1395 code for a protein of 416 amino acids. The record is from RefSeq and is a predicted model, not a curated record. The transcript has a single exon.